UUUGAGCCAUAUUACUUCAUGCGUAACACUGUUGGGAUCGCAGCAGAUCAACCGUGUCGAGGUCCUUUUUAUGGUGGAUGGCUGGACUUGCGUAGCAAACAACAGAAGCCAUGUACCCCGGUGGGUCAAAGAUAGUCAAGGCCAAUAAUGAAAGGCCAGAUGCUUUUGAGUCCUCAAUUUCUCAAGCUCUUCUUGAAUUAGAGAGUAACAGUGAUCUGAAAACCCAAUUACGGGAGUUAUAUAUCACGGCGGCAAAGGAAGUCGAUGUGGGAAGUGGUAGACAUGCGAUCGUGAUAUUCGUUCCAUUUCCUCAACUCAGAUCGUUCCAAAGAAUCCAAGUCAGAUUGGUCAGAGAGUUGGAAAAGAAAUUCAGCGGAAAACAUAUCGUGUUUAUUGCGCAGAGGAGAAUUCUCCCUAAGCCAACGAGGAAGACAAAGUCGAAAAGCAAGCAAAAGAGACCAAGAAAUCGUACACUGACAUCAGUACACGAUAAUAUUCUUGAAGAUAUUGUUUAUCCUGCUGAAAUCGUUGGCAAGAGGACUCGAGUGAAGUUGGAUUGUUCCAGGCUGAUCAAAGUACACUUAGAUAAGAGCCAACAAAACAAUGUCGAACACAAGUUGGACACUUUUGGAGCCGUCUACAAGAAACUUACCGGCAAAGAUGUGACUUUUGAAUUCCCGGAGUAUUACUAAAGUCCUAAAAUAUGCUCAGGAUAUGCAGAGUCGAGAAAUAAAACAAAAAAAUCGUUC
Styela clava is the source of this 749-nucleotide messenger RNA. RefSeq names its product small ribosomal subunit protein eS7-like. Lineage: Eukaryota; Metazoa; Chordata; Ascidiacea; Stolidobranchia; Styelidae. The record is from RefSeq and is a predicted model, not a curated record. Gene Ontology annotation, molecular function: structural constituent of ribosome. Gene Ontology annotation, cellular component: small-subunit processome; cytosolic small ribosomal subunit; 90S preribosome. Gene Ontology annotation, biological process: translation; rRNA processing; ribosomal small subunit biogenesis.